Molecule: messenger RNA, 1752 nt
Organism: Heterostelium album PN500
Lineage: Eukaryota; Evosea; Eumycetozoa; Acytosteliales; Acytosteliaceae
Exons: 6
Coding region: 1-1752 (583 amino acids)
Cellular component (GO): cytoplasm
Source: RefSeq, a predicted model, not a curated record
AUGUUACCAAAUGAAGUAACUGCAGACCAGACUCUUCAAGAAGAGCGUAUCAAAAUGUUCCUCUAUCUCGUCAACAAAUCGAUUGAAACCAAAGAAAAGAUAAUCAAUCAAGAAGAACUAUUUGCAACCUCAUUCAACAUAUUAUUAAGUAAAAGAAAAGAAGAAUUACAAUUUAUAAAUGAAAGUCAUUCAAAAGAGAUGCAAGAAGCAGCAAAUCAUGGACAUACUGGUGAUAUAAUAGAACAAAUGGUUAGUGACAAUGUAAAAAAGAUUGAAAUUGUGGAAAAGAGAUAUGAGAAUGAAAUCAACGAUUUAAAGAUAAAACAAAAGGCUGACUUUACAUCAUUCUUGAAUGAUCUAUAUUGGUUAGAAACAACAAAAGAUGAAUUGGAUAAAGUAGAUGAGGAUUUUGGUAUACCAAACAGCAAUAGCAACAGUAAUAAUACAUCAAGUUUAAAUAAUAAUAAUAAUAAUGCACAAUCAACAACAACUACAGGUGUAAAUAAAACAAGAAGUAAUAGUAGUAGUCGUAGAGAUAGUAGUAUUGCAGAUAAACCAAAGGAACCUGAAAAGGUUGGAAUCAUUGGAUCACUUGGACAAGGUUUAGAUAAAGGUGUUCAAAGAGCAUCUUCUUUCUUCUCUUUUGAUAGAUUUAAGAAGAAUUUACCUGGUGGAAAUCAACAACAACAACAAACAAAUCAACAGCAACAACAACAACAAGGUAGUAAUACAUCACCAAUUACAUCACCAACCAUACAAUCAUCACAAAUAGAUAUUAAUAAUCAACAACAACAACAACAACAAAAUCAACAAUUAAAUGAUGUUGGAUCACCACAACGACAUAGUAAAUCAAUGACACUUGGUGGAGCAAUGACUACUACUACCGGUGGAUCGGAUGUUACAGAUAUUAUGAACAGUAAACCAUCUAGAAAAGAUUCAUUCGGUGCGGCUGUCAUGUCGACUUCACCCAAGUCAUCGAUGAUGACACAAUCAAAUGCAUCGAAAAAGUCAUACUACAAAGUAACAGAGAGUUUAAUGAUUGCUGUUGGUGUUCAAAAGAAAAAGUUAUUCGAAUUCAAACUUAUCGAUGCCCUACCUCUACACUUGUGUCGUCCAGUGUCAACCGGUGAAUACUUAAAGUCCAAGAGAAUAGAGUAUAUCCAAACACUCUAUUCCGAUUCACUGUCCGCCGUCAUUCUAUUAGCAGAUCCAUCACUUUCUUUUAAUUCUCAAAGUGAAAAGAAUUUCAUUCAAUAUUGUAACAUGUCAACAGAGUUACAUUUCGAUUCAAUCGAUAAACAGAUAGAGAUGUUUAAAGAGUCAGUCGAUACAACAGAUCUAAAGAAUGGUGAUUUCUUUAUUACUAAGCAUUCCAAUCUUUCAGAUGUACAAGUUGUUUUCCAUUUAUUAGCUGAUAGUAAAAAUCGUACACCAUGGGGAGAAUCACCAUUCCCAACUACAUCAGAUUUAGCAAGAGGUUUGAGAAAUAUUAUUUUGACAGCUUCAAAAUAUGGAAUUGGUUGUCUAACUAUACCAAUAGCACUCACAGAAGCAGAUGCAGAUCUCAACGUAUCUGGUGCAGCAAUAGCAAAUAGAACUACCGCUAUUUUAAGAUCAUGUGAUUCCAAUAUUAAUUAUAAUUUUAUAAACAUUAGUGUUGUAAGAGCUUCUCUAACAAGCUUACACGAGUAUACAUCGAUAAAAACAAUACAGUUUUCACUUCCACCAAGUUUAGAUGGAGAAAUGCAAUGA